GGCUGAGAAUGGGCACCAAGGACCUGGGGCACCCUCUCUUGGCAUAAGUGGAGGCUCAAAGAAAGAAAUGUGGGGGCAGAUCCUGUCGACCUGGUCCAACACAGUCCACACCGCACAGAGCAUCGCUGCCCAUUAUGGCAACGGCGUGGAAGCUUUUCACCUGGACACUCGUCUCCGCCAUGUCUGUGGGCAAUCUUCCCGGCUACACAUUCCAAACCCAAGAGGAGUUUCUCUCUAGCCUCGACCACUAUGAGAUCGCCAUCCCGAUCCAGGUGGACCAGAACGGCGACUUUCUCAGCUUCGACAUGAAGACCCAACGGAACCGCAGGUCUCGGCGUAGCGUGGGACAGCUGCCUUACGAGUCCCCGGAACAGCACGUCUUCUACAAAGUCUCCGCCCACCGGACCCAGUUCCUCCUCAACCUGACCUUGCACACCAACCUGCUGGCCGAGCGUUUCCGGGUCGAGUACUGGAAACGAGAUGGGAUUGACCGGCAGCACGAGUUCCACGAAGACUGCCACUAUGCCGGCCACUUGCAAGACGAGUACCUGAACUCCAAAGUCGCCGUCAGUAAUUGUAACGGGCUGCACGGCGUGAUAAUCGUGGACGACGAGGAAUACUUCAUUGAACCGCUGACCCCCGGUGGCAACAUCAGUGACGAGCAUGAAAGCAAAGGAAGCCCCCAUGUGGUAUAUAAACGAUCCUCUCUUCAGCACCCUCACAUGGACGCUGCCUGUGGUGUGUUAGAUGAGAAACCGUGGAAAGGCCGGCCCUGGUGGCUGCGCAUGCUGAAACCCUCCCCGGCGAAGACCCCGGGCAACCUUACCCAACGGGGCCAGCUGCCCCUGAAGAGGUCGGUCAGCACCGAGCGUUACGUGGAGACCCUCGUGGUGGCCGACAAGAUGAUGGUGGGCUACCACGGACGGCGAGACAUAGAGCAGUACGUCCUUGCCAUUAUGAAUAUUGUUGCUAAACUUUUCCAAGACUCAAGUCUGGGUAAUAUUGUGAACAUCCUCGUGACGCGUCUCAUCCUGCUGACGGAGGACCAGCCAACCCUGGAGAUUAACCACCACGCUGGGAAGUCUCUUGACAGCUUUUGCAAAUGGCAAAAGGCCAUUGUGAACCGCAACGGCAAUGGAAACGCCAUUCCGGACAACGGCAUAGCCAACCACGACACCGCCGUUUUGAUCACCAGGUAUGAUAUUUGCAUCUACAAAAACAAACCGUGCGGCACUCUGGGACUGGCGCCCGUGGGGGGAAUGUGCGAACGUGAACGGAGCUGUAGCAUCAACGAAGACCUCGGCCUGGCCACGGCUUUCACUAUCGCCCAUGAGAUUGGCCACACAUUCGGCAUGAACCACGACGGGGUCGGAAACGGCUGUGGCUCGCGGGGUCAAGAAACCGCCAAACUCAUGGCCGCUCACAUCACCAUGAAGACCAACCCCUUUGUGUGGUCAACGUGCAGUCGGGAUUACAUUACCAGCUUCCUUGACUCCGGAAUGGGUCUCUGUCUCAAUAACGCUCCACCCAAGCAAGAUUUCAUCUACCCAACAGUGGCUCCCGGACAAGCCUACGACGCGGAUGAACAGUGCCGCUUUCAGUAUGGAGUUAAAUCUCGUCAGUGUAAAUAUGGGGAAGUUUGCAGUGAGCUUUGGUGUCUAAGCAAGAGCAACCGGUGUAUCACCAACAGCAUCCCAGCUGCAGAAGGAACCAUUUGCCAAACUAACACCAUCGAAAAGGGGUGGUGCUACAAGCGGGAGUGUGUCCCUUUCGGCACACGGCCAGAGGGCAUAGACGGAGUGUGGGGCACGUGGUCAUCAUGGGGCGAAUGCAGCCGGACGUGCGGAGGAGGCGUUUCCUCAUCCAUCCGCCACUGCGACAGCCCACGGCCAACCAUCGGAGGAAGGUACUGCCUGGGUGAACGGAAGCGCUAUCGCUCCUGCAACACGGACGACUGUCCUCCUGGAUCACAAGAUUUCCGAGAGCUUCAGUGUGCUGAAUUUGAUCACAUCCCCUUCCGAGGCAAAUAUUACACCUGGAAAACGUACCGUGGAGGCGGUGUGAAGUCCUGCUCACUGAACUGCCUGGCCGAAGGCUUCAACUUCUACACGGAGAGAGCCGCGGCCGUGGUGGACGGAACCCCCUGCCGCCAGGAUUCGAACGACAUCUGCGUCAGCGGAGAAUGCAAGCACGUGGGCUGUGACCGCAUCCUCGGGUCGGAUACCAAGGAAGACAAAUGCCGGGUGUGUGGAGGAGACGGGAGUUCCUGUGAAACCAUUGAAGGGAUCUUCAACCACUCGCUGCCUGAUGGAGGCUACGAAGAGGUGAUAUGGAUCCCCAAGGGAUCGGUGCAUAUUGACAUCCGAGAACUCAACCUUUCUGUGAACUAUCUUGCUCUGAGAGGGGAGAAUGACGAGUACUUUGUCAAUGGGAAACUCUCUAUUGACCCUCCCCGGCGCUUUGACGUUGCCGGGACCACGUUCCACUACAGGCGCUCACAGGAUGAGCCGGAAUCACUGGAGGCCCUUGGUCCAACCAACGUCACUCUCAUCGUCAUGGUCCUUGUGCGGCAAGAACGGCAGAAGAUUCGAUACAAGUUCAACUCACCCAUUGCUCGCAGUUCCAUGACCCAGUACUUAUGGCACUACAUCUCAUGGACAAAAUGUUCGGCCAUCUGUGCUGGAGGCAGUCAAGUUCAACCCGUCGUCUGCAGGAACCAGGCCGACAGUUCCACGGUGUUCAACCAUUUCUGCAGCCUGGAAACCAAGCUUCCUGAGAGGCAGCGGUUGUGCAACACUGAGCCGUGUCCCCCGACCUGGGCGAUUGGCAACUGGUCCGAAUGCAGCCGUAGCUGCAACCAGGGGGUGCGCACCCGGAGCGUGACCUGCCGGCGCAAAGUCUCUACCACCGAAGAGAAAAUCCUGGAUGACUCCUUCUGCAGCCUGCCGCGGCCCCGUGUGCUGGAACCCUGCAAUAACAAGACGUGCCCCCCGGAAUGGGCUGCCCUGGAUUGGUCUGAGUGCACCCCCAGCUGCGGACCGGGCUUCCGUCACCGGAUCGUGCUUUGCAAAAGCGGCGACCACAGCUCCACCUUGCCGACCUCCCAGUGCCCCGAGAACUCCAAACCCCCCACCAGCAUACGGUGCAGCCUCCGACGCUGCCCACCCCCGCGGUGGGUCACUGGCGAAUGGGGCGAGUGCUCUGGGCAGUGCAGUUUUGGCCAGCAAAGACGUUCGGUCCAGUGUGUGGCCCACACGGGACAGCCGUCCGGCGAGUGCGUGGAGACCCUCAAGCCGAUGACAAUGCAGCAAUGUGAGAGCAGGUGUCACUCCGGACCGACGGAGAACCCGGAAGAAUGCAAAGAUGUGAACAAGGUCGCCUAUUGCCCCUUGGUGCUGAAAUUCAAGUUCUGUAGCCGGACUUACUUCCGACAGAUGUGUUGCAAAACCUGCCAGGGGCGUUAAACCAGAGCGUGUGCCCUCGUGCCGUGAGAAAACUGGAAGGGCCCAGGACGAGGGGGCAGGCCACGCCAUUUCCUGACCGCCACCUGCCCCUUGCCACGGAUCGCCAGUGAAUUCGAAGCGG
Molecule: messenger RNA, 3585 nt
Organism: Elgaria multicarinata webbii
Lineage: Eukaryota; Metazoa; Chordata; Lepidosauria; Squamata; Anguidae
Gene: ADAMTS10
Product: ADAM metallopeptidase with thrombospondin type 1 motif 10
Exons: 24
Coding region: 135-3464 (1109 amino acids)
Biological process (GO): extracellular matrix organization; proteolysis
Cellular component (GO): extracellular matrix
Molecular function (GO): metalloendopeptidase activity
Source: RefSeq, a predicted model, not a curated record